Molecule: messenger RNA, 2386 nt
Organism: Acipenser ruthenus (sterlet)
Lineage: Eukaryota; Metazoa; Chordata; Actinopteri; Acipenseriformes; Acipenseridae
Product: catechol O-methyltransferase domain-containing protein 1-like
Exons: 7
Coding region: 62-844 (260 amino acids)
Molecular function (GO): O-methyltransferase activity; S-adenosylmethionine-dependent methyltransferase activity
Source: RefSeq, a predicted model, not a curated record
AACAUCCUACUGUACAUUGUGGUCUCGUGACUACAGUCGUUUCCGCUGUUCAUUUUCAACGAUGGCUUUAUAUAAUGUAUCCAAAGAAGCCCUAAUUGGCUCGGCAGCCCUCGGUGCUGUUUUUGCUGUAGGAUUAUGGAUAGGAGGAAGACAGGUGCCCUCCUAUGGCAUUCUUAACACCUUUAAGAGUCAUACUGGGGCAAAAGGCAAUCCUUUAAUGGGGUAUGUGCUUGAUCACUCGCUGAGAGAGCAUCCUGUAUUAAAGAAGCUAAAACUGCGUACACUUGAACAUCUUGAAAACGCGAUGAUGGUGGCUUGUGAACAAGCUCAGCUGAUGGCCAACCUUGCCAAACUCAUUAAAGCAAAGAAAGCAAUUGAAGUUGGGGUAUUUACAGGGUACAAUGCUUUAAACCUGGCUCUUGCACUGCCAGCUGAUGGCAAGGUUGUUGCUUGUGAUGUCAGUGAAGAGUUUACCAGUGUGGGAAAACCCUUCUGGAAAGAAGCUGGAGUUGAACAUAAAAUUGACCUGAGGAUACAGCCAGCUCUACAAACCCUUGAUGAGCUUGUGGCCGCUGGUGAAGCUGAAACCUUUGACUUUGCCUUUAUAGAUGCUGACAAAGCUAAUUAUGACCAAUAUUACGAGAAGUGUCUACUGCUAAUUAGGAAAGGAGGAAUUAUAGCCAUUGAUAAUGUGCUUUGGGGAGGAAAAGUGCUGAACCCAGAGAAGGGCGACAAAGACACCCAGUGCAUUCACAAGCUCAAUGAGAAAAUUCAUCGAGAUACCAGGGUCAAUAUCAGCAUGAUAACAGUAGGAGAUGGGUUAACCUUAGCAUUCAAGCUCUAACCUAUUAUGGAUAAGGCCCUGUGAAAAUCGCGAUUUCACGGAAAUCAUGAAAUUAGCCCAGUACCUCGAUUUUUACAGUAUUCUUAGGAAAUAAAAAUAAGUUCAUAAUUGUUUGUAUUUUAUACAAAAAAAAAAAAAAAAUCACAUUAACGAAAUUGUACAGUUCUGCUAGUGCCUGCGUGUAAUAUUCGCCAUGCACACAGUGCUGUGCAGUGACUGUCAUGUCACUAUAUGCAAUUUAAACAGGAAAUUAAAAUACUACACACUGUAAACAAGAAAAUGGAUGUCUCUAAAAAGGCUAAAAAUGUGUCUGCAGCAGAUCACGUAAAGCAGUAUCCAGCAGGAGUUUUACACAGCGAUGGAGGUAAGCUCUUGUUCUGUAUGUCCUGCAACAUUACUGUAGAUCACUACCGAAACUCAUCUGUUGACAGGCAUUUAGAUUCACUGAAAAGAGAAAGGCGGCAAUCCAGAGCAGUACUGCGACUGCUUUACUUGCAAAGAAACAAAAAACGGUGACUUCCAUAUUCCAAAAGUCCACUUAUUAAAUUUUGACCUGACAGAGGCGUUUGUUUGUGCAAAUAUCCCUUUUGAAAAAUUGGACAACCAAAAGUUACGGAAAUUCUUCAGACAGAGUGUAGCAAAUGGUGGCCCGAUUCCUUCAUCAGCCCAGCUGAGACGUGAAUACUUACCUAAAGUUUUCGAGUAUCACAAACAGGAGAUUAUGGAAUGGGUAAAACAGUCUGGUUGCUUGUCAGUGGUCACACUGACGAGUCGACUGAGGCACAAGAUCAGUAUGGGUUAACCAUUUUAUUUGUUUUGCAAGACCUACAUGGUGAACAUGCACCUGACGUACUAGAACUGAAAGCUGUCCUUGCAGAUACACUUUACCUACAGGCUGUUAAUUACAACAUCGUUUCACAAGCUAUUGUAAAGUGCUUGAGUUACCUUGAUGUUAGUUUUGAUGUCAGUGCAUUUAUCUGUGUAUUUGCUGUUUAAAAAAAAAAAAAAAAAAAAAAAUUAUAAUAAUCUGUACACGUAAUUUAUUUCUGUGCACAUUCCGUGAAAUACGAUACUUUACCCGUGACAAUGCAGUGAAUUUUAAAGAAAAUUUCCACAAUUUUCACAGGGCCUUAAUUAUGGAUGUUAAAAGCAUAUAGGUCAGGGAAUCUGUCCUGUGUUUUUUAUGACCAAAAACUGUUUGGAAGUACAGUAGAGGAACACUUUAAAAAUAAUGACUGCAACUACCUAAUGCAUUCUGUGCGUGUGUGUGGUGUAGAUAUUGUAUGUCUAAGAUUUGAUGACAAUUUUGAUUGUUCAUGCCAUAUAGGUUACAGGGAUGAAAAUAAUUAACAAGUGAUGUAGUGCUUUUUAUACAACAAAGAUUUAACACUAUUUCAUAGUUUUAGUUGGUUGUUGCAACUAACAAGAUGCCUUUUAUACAAACUACUGUAACCUUGCCUAAAAGUAGCAGGAACAAGUCAUUUUGUAUCUCUCUACUUUUAGAAUGCAAAUGAAGCUUAAUAAAAUCAAUGAAGCAUUUAA